AUGUCACUCAUUUCUACUUCAACCACUCCUCAUGAUCUUUGGUCCAAGUUGCAACGAUUAUAUACCAAUCUUUCACGUACUCGUGUUAUGCAACUUAAAGAAGAGUUGAAUCACAUUCAACAAGAGUCCCACUCGGUUUCAGAGUAUCUAUAUGCCAUCAAGGUUUUAGUUGAUAAACUUUCUGUGACUGACUCUUUAGUCUCAGUGAAUGAUAUUACUCUGUAUGUCCUCAACGAUCUUGGUCCUAAAUUCCAUGAGAUUGCAGUGCUUAUUCGGGCACGUGAGACUUCUCUUACGUUUAAGGAGCUUUAUGACAUGCUAGUUGGCCACAAAAGCUACUUGAGACGUGUUGACAAUUCCAAUUCCGCCCUGGUUGUCACUGCAAACACCACUCAGUGCCACACUACCAAUUCCACAUUCAACCACAACCAAAGUUCCAGCACUAGUUCCUAUGGUCCGCAUCGCCCCAACUCUGGUCACUAUAAUUGCAGAGAGCAGUCUGAUAAGCCCCAGAUUAGUUGUUAG
This is a messenger RNA of Malania oleifera, 525 nucleotides long. RefSeq lists its product as uncharacterized. Lineage: Eukaryota; Viridiplantae; Streptophyta; Magnoliopsida; Santalales; Ximeniaceae. The record is from RefSeq and is a predicted model, not a curated record. The coding region runs from base 1 to 525 and encodes 174 amino acids. The transcript has a single exon.